GUGGUGUUGCAUAUACCAAUCUGGGUAGCACCAAUAACGCGAACAUGACACCGGAGAAGCCAAGUAGAAGUGCCCCCUUGCCCGUUAAUAAUCCACUUAAUAUUGCUAACAACAAGGGACUUUGCAACAACAGUGCUGCUGCGAGGGAUAAAAUAUCGAGAAAUCGGGUGAAACAUGUACCUCUUGCCAGUGGUGGCACUGGUGGUCAUCUACCACCUACCUCCUGGGAGCAACUCAUACUAGAUGAUCAUUUUUUGAUCCGAUUUUUCGUCUAUUUCAAUGUCACUGAGAGACGGAUACUCGCACAAGUUUGCACUCGGUGGCGAGACGUUUUAUAUGCAAGGCCGCGAUUGUGGACCGGUUUAGUACCUGUCGUAAGGUGCAGGGAAGUGAGAGCAAUGCCGUCUUUAUCAAGAACAAAGUUCUAUGGCUCAUUGGUCAGACGUGGUUUUCAUUCUUUGGUUUUACUGGGUGCAGCUGAUGAGGACAUACCGGAAUUAACCCACAGUUUUCCUAUAGCUCAGAGACACGUGCAUUCGUUGUCGCUGCGAUGUUGUUCUGUCACUGAUAGGGGCCUCGAAGCACUUCUAGAUCAUUUACAGGCAUUAUUUGAAUUAGAGCUUGCCGGAUGUAAUGAAAUAACCGAAGCAGGUUUAUGGGCAUGUUUAACACCCCGAAUAGUGUCCCUAUCGCUGUCCGACUGCAUAAACGUAGCUGACGAGGCGGUGGGUGCAGUAGCCCAAUUACUCCCAAGUCUCUACGAAUUCUCUCUUCAAGCCUAUCACGUCACCGAUACAGCACUGGGCUACUUCAGUGCCAAACAGAGCAGUACCCUGAGCAUUCUAAGACUCCAGUCCUGCUGGGAAUUGACUAAUCACGGUGUCGUCAACAUAGUACACUCGCUCCCCAAUUUGACUGUUCUGUCGCUCUCGGGGUGCAGUAAAGUCACCGACGAUGGGGUGGAAUUAAUUGCUGAAAAUUUACCGAGACUUAGAUCACUAGAUCUGAGCUGGUGCUCGAGAAUAACUGACUCUGCGCUGGAAAACAUUGCUUGUGAUCUGAAUCAGUUGGAAGAACUUACUCUUGAUAGGUGUGUCCAUGUGACGGAUAUUGGAGUUGGGUACAUAUCGACCAUGAGUUCCCUCAAUGUAUUGUUUCUGAGGUGGUGCUCGCAAUUAAGGGAUUUUGGACUACAGCAUUUGUGCGGCAUGAGAGCAUUACUCGUUCUGUCAGUUGCGGGCUGUCCAUUACUAACGAGCAGCGGUUUAUCAAGCCUCAUCCAGCUUCGUCAUCUCCAAGAACUCGAAUUGACAAAUUGUCCAGGCACAUCACGUGAACUAUUUGAUUACCUGCGUGAGCAUCUACCACGCUGUUUGAUCAUUGAGUAAUAACAAAUUAUCUUGAUAAAUGCUCAGGAAGAUUAUUCAAUAAAUAGGAGAAAACCAAUUCUAAGCCAAAUGCAUCGUUCGUUCAAGUUUAAGUUAUCGAUAAUAAAUGGAAAUACAUGAGAGAAUGUCAUGAUAACGUCGGGGACAAACACUUGUUACAAAACGGUGAUUCAAUUUUUUAGUAAUUAGGCAAUUUUUAAUACACGCUGUCCCACUUUAUACGAUGAAACUGUUGAAUAUAAUACCAAUCGAGUUGUCUACGUCCAAGUGUUCAUCGUUUGCAUUUAAUGACUAAAGUAUUGCUUUUUUUACUCAGUUUUGUGCAACAAAAGAUUAUUGCUUCAAUAAUAAGGAAUAAAAGGAGAAAAAAUAGGUGAAAUUAGAACUAGAGAGAGAGAGAGAGAGGACAGCAUUGUUAACGCUCCGUAGAGUGCACUCGUUGAUAUUCGCGGAGAACCCUUGGCGUAGAAACUUAACAAAACAUCCCGCAACCUCUCGGCCAUCGUCAAAAUGGGUCGGUUGGCUUUAUAUUUGUGAAUAGUUUUUUCCUCGAAGUUUUCUCCUCACCUAUUAUCAUUACGAAAUUUGGACACAUAGGACUGGAAGUAUUUCGCCAUUAAAUGGAGAGGAAAAUUUUGAUUUUUAUAUUUACGACAUUUUUCCCUAGUCAUUCACAAUAAUUGUACGAAUAAUUAAAUAAAAUUUUUUUGCAUUUCCAUUUAGUGACGAAAUAAAAUGGCAAGCCCUGGUAUAAUCAAGGUAUUGAGGUGAGAUUUUGAACGAUACACAAAGAAUUAUGAUAACAUACACAUUGUGAGACACAAGGCACGCCAGUUAGGACUGUGAUAAAUUUAUAUUGUAUACUUUAAUCUUUCUUUAUUUUUAAUUAUCAUGUAUUUAGUGACUGAACGUUUUGGCGGCUUCAAAUGUCUGCUUUGCUCGUUAAGGAGUUGAGAACACUAUAAAAUAAAUAAUAUUACUAACUAAUGUUUCGAAUCCUAGUCCAGUUCUAGAUGAUGAACUGAAAUUGUGAGAGGUGUGUGUUUGUGCGAGAACAUUCCAGGGUUGUUGAAAUCAUUGAGAGGACAUUUAGUAUUUAAAUAUUUAUGUUGGGUGUCACCUGACAAUACGUAACUUCGAAUUUAGUUCAACACAAUACAUUUUUCCAUUGAAGGGAGAAGGGAUGAUUUUUUUUCUCGAUAAUCAUAAAAUACUUGUCAUGAAAAAAUGUAAUUUUCAUGUUUUAUCGAAUGAAAAUAAUUCCUUCAUUUACUAGGUGUUUAAGUAAGAUUCUGAUAAAUGUAAUUAUUAUUUAUGACCGACUACGCGACUGGGGAGUUUCCAAGAAUGAAAAAUCUCGUUGAUGAUUACUUUAAUUCGAUUAGAAUUCUGAGCAUUCAGAGGAUCUUCUCAAAAUGUGAAAGUUCAAUGGAUAAAUGUUAAAUAACUAUUAUUCGGUAGAAAUACGAAUGUUUUUCUCUUUUGGAUUGUUCUUUAGUACAAAAAACACUUGCCGAUGGACAAUGUGUCACAGAAUUGUGAAAUGCAAGAGAAGUUAAUAAAGAAAUAAAUGAAAUUGACCUUUAGGUGAGAGUUAGUCCAGAAAAUACAAAAUUUUUACAUAAUUGGAUAAUAAGUCAUGAGAAGUAAAAUGAUAUGACUGAUAAAAAUUGUUGCGUACUAUCCUCGUAUGCUCUGUGAGCUAGAGAGAGGGAUUUGUAUAUAUUGUACAAUGUAAUGUAAUAAUGCGACACAUUUAAUCAAAAGACAGAAAUAAAGAUUACCACAUCACAUAUUUAAUAA
Messenger RNA from Diachasmimorpha longicaudata, 3191 nucleotides. RefSeq names its product F-box/LRR-repeat protein 16. The record is from RefSeq and is a predicted model, not a curated record. The coding region runs from base 45 to 1388 and encodes 447 amino acids. NCBI's taxonomy places the organism in Eukaryota, Metazoa, Arthropoda, Insecta, Hymenoptera, Braconidae. Gene Ontology annotation, molecular function: protein binding. The transcript is spliced from 6 exons. Gene Ontology annotation, cellular component: cytoplasm.